Molecule: messenger RNA, 5101 nt
Organism: Bacillus rossius redtenbacheri
Lineage: Eukaryota; Metazoa; Arthropoda; Insecta; Phasmatodea; Bacillidae
Product: ATP-dependent DNA helicase DDX11
Exons: 17
Coding region: 368-3058 (896 amino acids)
Biological process (GO): establishment of sister chromatid cohesion; nucleobase-containing compound metabolic process
Cellular component (GO): nucleus
Molecular function (GO): DNA helicase activity; ATP binding; hydrolase activity, acting on acid anhydrides, in phosphorus-containing anhydrides
Source: RefSeq, a predicted model, not a curated record
AUUUCUAACAGUGGCUUGAAAGUGAGAGUUUAGAUGCUUAUUUUCCCGCCUAAAUAAAGUUAUUUAAAUUCCCUUAAUUUUUAAAUUUUUUUCUUGUGUUUGGCUAGAAUGGAAGUUGAUAGCGAUUGUAAGGAUUUAUUUUCUGGAUGUGACAAAAUUUCGUAUAAGAAAUCAAUUUUUUAUUUUUUUUAAAUUGUUAACCAUAACCUUAGUGCCUGUGGUCUAUGAAGAGCAGAGAAAUCGAAUUGGAAAAUAUACAUUAAAAUGAGACAAUAUAUGAAAAGAUCUGCUUAAAAUUGCUACGUUAAACUUCUGUCACAAUAAAAUAACUAAAGAACAGGAAAUAAUUAAGACAUUUUAAUACAAAAUGUUAACGCUGCUUCAGGUAGAAGAAGAGAAACUGUUGCCUCCAGCAUCAUUUUCAUCUUUCCCGUUUUCACCUUAUGAUGUCCAGAUUAAUUUUAUGAAAAGUUUGUAUGAUGCCAUUGAAAAUGGUAAACUAGGAAUUUUUGAAAGCCCAACUGGUACUGGUAAGUCACUGUCCAUUAUAUGUGGAAGUUUGUCAUGGUUAAAGGACCAUGAGACACGAAAAGAAAAUGAUCUCCUUUCGAAGAUCUCAAAGCUGAAAGGAGCAAAAGAUACUCUAGCCAGACGUGUUCAGGAGGACUGGAUACAACAACAAGCAGAAGAGAUGACACUGACAAAUCGCAUAGAUGAAUUGCGGACCGAACUGGAAAAAAUGAACCUCAAAUCUGAAAAGUUGAAAAAUCUUCGCAAUAAGAAAAGCCUGCUUUCUGUCAAAUCGCCUGGCAUAUACAAACAUGCUACCAAGACUGACAAGACUGACAAGACUGACAAGACUGACAAGACUGAUAAGACUGAUGAGACUGACAAGACUGAUCAAGAAGCAUCUUCUGAAUCUCCAAACAAAGAUGAGGACCAAGACUUAGCUUUGGAGAACAGCGACUGCGAGGAGGAAGAGCAGGAGGAGGCGUCACAGUUUGAAGACAAUGCCGAGUAUGAAUGUACCAAGAUUUUGUAUUUGACUCGUACGCAUUCCCAAAUACAGCAAUUUGUUAAGGAAAUCAAGAAAACUGUUUAUCUGAAAGAAAUUCGCUUAGUACCAUUAGCAUCAAGAACAAAUUAUUGUAAUAAUAAGGAGGUACAAAAACUGAAGUCUGCGUCGUUGAUCAACCAGAGAUGUUUGGACAUGCAGAAGACAACAAAGAAAGUAACGACGUCUUGUGACAAGCAUGGUCAACCAAAGAAGAAAACAAAAUGCAGCAACAGUUGUCCAUACUUGACACACUCGAGAGUUGAAACCUUGAGAGAUCACAUUCUUUGUGAGCUGGGAGAUGUCGAAGACAUUGUGGCGGAGGGCAGCAAACUCUCUGCUUGUUCCUAUUACAGUGCUCGAGCAGCCAUAAAAGAUGCUCAUAUGGUGGUGAUGCCAUACCAAACACUGCUACACAAGCCAACUCGUGAUGCUUACGGCUUGAAAAUCCAGGGAAAUGUAGUAAUUAUUGAUGAGGCUCAUAAUCUACUUGAAGCAAUUGCUGCAAUUUAUAGUGCUUAUGUUAAUGGCAAACAGCUUGCUGAUACUCUGAGUGUGCUCAACACGUACAAGAAUCGGUUUGAAAGUCGUUUCAAGCCUGAUAAUUUGAAUAUGCUGUGUGAAAUUAUAACUUUGGUUUCCAACCUCUUAAAGUUUUUGGAAAAUAAAUCGGCAGUGUUCGCAACUAUGAGUGGUAGAGACCAAACGGCUCAAGCAUUUGAGUUGUUCACCAUAAAUGACUUCAUGAAUCUUGCAGAUGUUGCACACAUAAAUAUAUUUAAACUGUUGGCAUUUAUUGAAGAAAAGAAAUUGUCACAGAAAUUGCAAGGGUACAUAGACCGCUUCUAUGUAGUGGACAGAAAUCCUGCACCUGUCAGGGAGAAAGGUCCAAAAGCAUUUUUGAAGUACAUGGCUGAGAAACGAUCUCCGCGACCUCCAUGCCCUGUGAAGACUGUUCCAGAAAUCGUAUUCACUGGAAAUCCAGUGUUAGAGGUUGUACAUUUUUUCGAGUCACUCACCAAUAUGAAUGAAAAUGGCAGAGUAAUAUUAGGUUGUGAGGGAAAAGCUGCAAAUUGUACUAUCAAGUACAUAGUAUUGAACCCUUCUUCAUAUUUUGAAGAUAUAGUGAAAGAAGCUCGGUCUGUGAUCGUUGCUGGGGGUACAAUGCAACCAUUUGAAGAAUUUGUUGAACAACUCUAUGUUUCUGCUGGAGGCUGCAGAUCACGUAUUGCAGAAUUUUCCUGUGGACAUAUAAUACCCAAAGAAAAUGUUUUGCCUGUUGUUGUGUCUGUUGGGCCUACAGGCCAAACAUUUAGGUUUAAUUACCAGAAUCGUAGUUCACCAGAGAUGUUGAAUGAACUUGGAAGGUUGUUGAUCAACACAUGCAAUGUUGUUCCUGCUGGCGUUGUUUGCUUCUUUUCAUCAUACGAGUAUGAGCAUUUGGUUUACAACCAUUUUGUUAAAGAAGGACUCAUUGCUAAAUUGGAGCAAAAGAAACAGGUUGUCAUUGAGUUAAAGGGAUCAGGAUUAGCUGAACAACUGUUGAAGACUUAUGAAUCAGCAGUGCAUGCUACCAAGAGGAAAAACAGUAGCCAAAAUGGAGCAUUGCUGUUCAGCGUCAUUGGUGGGAAGCUGAGUGAAGGUUUGAAUUUUAGCGAUGAUCUUGGUCGCUGUGUAAUUGUAGUUGGACUUCCCUACGCAAGCAUAAAGUCGCCUGAACUUGCCGAGAAAAUGAAACAUCUUGAAGCUAAGAAAACUGGCUUGGGAAGACAGCUGUACGAAAACUUGUGCAUGAAAGCUGUUAACCAGUCAAUCGGCCGUGCUGUGAGGCAUUACAAGGAUUACUCGUCGAUUCUUCUGGUUGACGACCGGUUCCUGCAAGGCCAUGUUCAAAACCACCUACCGUCCUGGAUACGCACAUCACUGAAAACUUGCACCACCUUCGGUCCUGUAGUUGGAGAACUAGCAAAGUUUUUUCGUGUCCACAGGACCGUUCAAGCUUGAGAAUGCUUCAAGGAUGGGGAAGUAUUAUACUGAAACUGCAUAAAUACCAGUUUUUAUCACUUUUUUAAAGACUUUUAUUCUGUAAUAACAUUCCGUGCCAUUUUUAUGAUAUAUAUAUGCUUUGUUAUAUGUUGAUAUAUAAUAUUUAUUUAAAAACAUAAAAUGAUAUACUUGUUUGGUAUACACAAAAACAAAACAAAAAAAUCUGAAUUAAUGUUUUUAUAGUGCUUAACAAAAAUAAAAUACAGUUUUUUGUACCUGUAGUGCUUUUUUCAAUUCCAGAAAUUGAGUUAAAAAAGUCAUUAUGCUUAAUGAUUUUGUCUGUCUUACCAAAUUAGUCAAUAAUCAUAAAAAUCAAGUUUUUAAAAUUCUUUCAUCACAUUUUAGGGCAUAGAUAAAUGAAAUAAAAUGGAAACUUUCAUGAAGUUGCAACAAAAAAUGUGCUAGUUGCUGCUAUUACAACUAAAACAACAAUUAACAUUUUUUUGGUCUUGAAAGUUGCUACCAAUAUAGAAAACUGGGAAACUUGGGUAAAAUAGUCAGGAAAAUCACUUUUUUGCACUGUGCUGUCUUGCUUGUAUGUCAACCUGCUUCCAUUAUUUAAUGACUUUUUUUUGUUCUACCCAAUUUUUAUUAUUGGCAUAUUAGUUCAUUCAAAUGUGCAAUCCUCCAAUUUAAAGUAUACCUUUUAUGGGGAUUUUUGACUUCCAAAAAAACUUUACGAAACCAAGCAGUGCCUAUCUUGCAAUGAUAAUCUGUACUUAAUGUCUGUUCUGCAGGAAAAUGAUUAUUUUCUAUAUGGUAGGUUUUUUUCUUUGAAACAAUCAUACAUUGAUGAGAAUAUAUGGCCAUGUACUGCCCCCCAAAAAUGUGUAAAUCCUAAGCUGCACAUAAUUGUUUAAUGUAUUCUGUUUGUAAAAAACAUAGGUUUUGUCAUUUUUUUUUUUUUUUUUUUAAUAUUUCAAGUACUGUUACACAGGGACGGCUCCAGGAUUUAAUUUUUGGGUAGGCUCGGACGGUAUCGCAGGGGCGUAUGCAAAGUUUUGGGAGUUCGGGCUCUACCAUGGGGGGGGGGGGGGGAGAGAGAGAGAGAGAGAGAGAGAGAGAGAGAGAGAGAGAGAGAGAGAGAGAGAGUGUGUCUUGCCCCCAAUUCAGAGGAUGAUCAGGUAUUAUUAAAAUUCAGAUGCAAAAUGGUAUGUUUUUGUGGCUUUCUGAGGUUAAUUAUUUCUCUCUGAGGUCCAAUGUGUUAAUAUAUAAAUGAUAAUUAUUAUAAACGUACAAUAGUAGUUGUAUGCCAACAAAAUACACUUUAAUACCUAUAGAGGUCACAAAAUUAAUUAUUAGGAUUAAACGUGUGUUAAUGUAAGGUGGAUAUUACUACACAACUCAUACAUUAUUUUAAAAUGUUACAAAUCUGCAGGCAAAUGCAUAAUUUCAUUUCUGCCCUUCUGAGAAGGGCAGACAAUUACAGUUUGUAAUUAAAAUAAAAUUUACUUUUCUUAUAGUUUUCAAAAUCUAAUGUUUACUAUAAAUUAUGUGUUUUUAUAACAAGUCAUAUUUCCAAUUUUCAAUUUUGAAAAUUUCUGGUAGACCGCCACUGCUGUUACAAAUGAAAUUAUAUCCUUCACAGGCAUUUUUUCAGAAAGAAAAGGUGGGAAUUUGAAAGCAGUAGUCCUUUUUAAUAAAUGGUUAACUCCUGAAAGCAGUACUUAUAAUUUUCAUUGUGUGUGUGAGGAAAUAUGCAAUAAAGUUUGAAAUUUUUUUAAAGGACAUAUUUCUGAUUAUGACUUAAAUGAUGGCAGACUUAAGGUGAGGCUUACAUAUACCAAAACUACAUAAAAACAAUUUUUUAUCACUUUUUUAAAGACUUUUAUUCUGUUACAACAUGCUGUGCCAUUUGUAUGAUGUAUAUGCUUUGUUAUAUGUUGAUGUAUAAGAUUUGUUAUUGAAAAACAUAAAAUAUAUUGUUUUGGUAUAAACAAAAAAAAAUUGUAAAUUAAUGUUUUUAUAUUGCUGAACAAAAAUAAAAUACAUUUUGUUUUA